GGCUGGCGAAACACUUCAUAGAAAUUCCAAACAUCGCCAGAAACCUCUCCUCGCGCUUAUUUCCUCUACCACUGUCCUCUACACCUUGGGCACUGGCUCUUAAACCAUGAUCACCAUAAAAGUACCCUGCUCCUCCGCAAACAUUGGCCCUGGAUUCGAUGUCAUUGGCCUUGCGCUCUCGAUCUGGCUCGAACUUCGCGUUGAAGUGGUGAAAUCCGAGGCGUCGGAUGCUCCUCUGAACUGUGUGAUAACGUAUGAGGGAGAGGGCGCAGAGGAGGUGCCAUUGAGCGCAGACAGCAACCUGGUCACGCGAACAGCCCUCUAUGUGCUUCGAUGCCAUGGUCAGAGAGCAUUUCCCGCGGAAACAAGAGUACAUAUCAUAAACCCCAUACCAUUGGGGAGAGGAUUGGGGUCUUCCGGAGCAGCAGUGGUAGCAGGUGUGGUGCUGGGAAACGAGGUGGGAAAGCUGGGACUGACUAAGGCUCGUAUGUUGGACUAUUGUUUGAUGAUUGAACGUCAUCCAGACAACGUAGCAGCAGCCCUAUACGGCGGUUUCGUCGGCACCUACCUGAACGACCUCUCCCCCGAAGACACCUCCCGCAAAGAAAUCCCUCUCUCCGAAGUCCUCGUUGAGCCCGCCGGCGGAGUGGACACAGGAAAGGCACCACCAGAACCACCGCAUAAUAUUGGACAUUAUAUGAAGUUCUCUUGGGCCCCAGAAAUAAAAGCCAUAGCCAUAAUCCCGCAAUUCGAAGUCUCGACCGCUAAAGCACGAGACGUGCUACCUACCUCUUAUUCGAGGGCCGAUUUGGUAUUUAAUCUGCAGAGGAUAGCCUUGCUGCCAAGUGCAUUAGGAAGGAGCCCGCCGGAUGCAGAGCAGAUUUAUCUGGCCAUGCAGGAUAAGGUGCAUCAGCCGUAUAGGAAAGAAUUGAUUCCUGGACUGCCAGAGAUUCUGCAUAGUGUGACGCCGAAGAGUCAUCCAGGACUUUGUGGGAUCUGUUUGAGUGGAGCGGGACCGACCAUUUUGGCGUUGGCAACAGAGAACUUUGAGGGGAUUGCGAAAGUGAUUUUGGAAAUGUUCAAAAAGACAGGGAUUGAGUGUACAUGGAAGCUAUUGGAGCCUGCGGAGGAAGGGACGACGGUUACAUAUGGCUAGACAUAGAAGGGGAAAUAUCCCGCUAGAAAGCUCAAAAAGUACAAAAGUAGAUCCAUGGAGAGAGGGAAUCGGGAGUACAUUGACCUCAACUUUAUUCGUUUCAUUAUACAAAGUUAACACGCUCAACGGACGUUGUUUCCAUGGCCGCUCUUUCCCAUCAGCCAUCCCUAAACGCCUUGGAGCAAAACACUCGUACAAGCAAAAUAAUGGCAGAAAACCCGUCUCCCAAGCUCAACCCAGACCACCCCACGCACCCCUGAUUCUUCUCGCCAGUUGAAUAUCCUUCUGCAUGAUCGUCACUCUCUUCGCAUGUAUCGCACAUAAGUUUGUGUCCUCAAAUAAAUGCACUAAGAACGCCUCCGAUGCCUCCUGCAAUGCCUGAAUAGCCUGGCUCUGCCAUCUCAUGCCCUCACCCGCCGGCCGC
Messenger RNA from Hyaloscypha bicolor E, 1580 nucleotides. Its product is annotated as homoserine kinase. Gene Ontology annotation, biological process: L-threonine metabolic process. NCBI's taxonomy places the organism in Eukaryota, Fungi, Ascomycota, Leotiomycetes, Helotiales, Hyaloscyphaceae. Bases 107 to 1156 code for a protein of 349 amino acids. The transcript has 4 exons. Gene Ontology annotation, molecular function: homoserine kinase activity; ATP binding. The record is from RefSeq and is a predicted model, not a curated record.